AUGUCCCUCCUCCGCCCAUCUUGCGCCACCCUUGCACGCCGACUGUGGUCAUUGGCCGAUUAUGGCGUGGACAACCUGGGCAAGCAAUACACACACGUGAGCCGAGAGACGGCUCUGAAAGGACUGGAAUGGCUACGCGAGGUAUACCCUAUCGACGAGGCGCGAGCGGCCGAAGAGUGGGCUGAGAAGGAAGCAAACCGCAUACAAUACGAGCUGUGGUUAGCAGACCCAGAGACAGAGUCCAAGUACAAGGACCCCGCGCGAGCCUUCAAGGAGCAAAUGCAGAAGGAAGAGGAAGAGCGACAGCAACAAGAACGAGACGAGCGGAAGAUUGGCAUACUACACGCCGGCAAGUCGCAGUUCGAGCGCAACAUCGAAGAGAAGCGCAAACAGCGAUUGGAGGAGAUCACGCGCGUGGCUGAGGAGAAGGAGGAGAAGGAGCGCGAAAUGGAAGAGAAGCUUGCGACCGGCGAAUGGGUGAAAACACCCACGGGAAAACAGCUCAUGAAGCCAGGCCAAUCCACAUAUGUCGACGUCUUUGGGCGGGAAAUGAAAUCGCUUUCGGGAUUCGCCUCUGAGGAGGAGAUGCUGUCAAAGACCACCUUGGGUAACUAUGUCCUUCCUAUCCAUCCCGACUUCGAUACUAACACCACCCAGGCCCAACGACUCUACCCAAUGACCGCCUUCGUCCUCUUCACCGUCAUCCUCAGCUACGGCUUCGCGCACUACUACCUCCCCCCAUCGCCCUCGUACCGCCUCUUCCCCGACGUCUCCCCCUCAAUCGCCACACUCGGCGCCCUGCUCGUCAUCAACGGUGCCGUCGCGAUAGCGUGGCGCAUCAUGCCUCUCUGGCCGCUUAUGAUCCGCUACUUCAUGCACGUUCCCGGAUACCCGCGCGCCGUCCAGUCCGUCCUAAACGUCUUCAGCCACGUCCAGUACGAGCACUUGCUUGCCAACAUGAUGACGCUGUGUAUUCUUGCGCCCGCAUGCCACGACCUCGUCGGCAGGGGGACCUUCCUCGGCACAUACAUCUCCGCAGGCGCGGUCGGUACGCUGGCAAGCUUGUACUGGGCGAAUCUCGGCAGGGGGGUCAUUUCGGCGCAUUCUGUGGGCGCGAGUGCGGCUAUUUGGGGCAUUGCGUCGCUGUUCCUACUGUUGACGGACAAGGAGAAGAUUAAAGUCCCGUUCCUAAAGGAUGUGGAGUUCUCGUUUUGGCCCAAGAUGUUAACGCUGAUGGAUCAUGCGAGUCAUUUUGGAGGCAUGGCGGUGGGCAUUGCUGUUGCGGGGUAUUUGCGCGCCACGGGCUUUCAUGAGAAGAGGCUUGGGGCGGAGGCGGGAGUGCAGGAGAGAGCGGGCGUAGAUGACAAGACUGUGGAUGCAGGUGCUAUGGCGAAAGAGGGCUUGAAAGAGGUCAAGGAUAGCUUGACCAAGAGCUCGAAGUAA
Parastagonospora nodorum SN15 is the source of this 1443-nucleotide messenger RNA. RefSeq lists its product as hypothetical. Gene Ontology annotation, molecular function: serine-type endopeptidase activity. The transcript has 4 exons. Lineage: Eukaryota; Fungi; Ascomycota; Dothideomycetes; Pleosporales; Phaeosphaeriaceae. The record is from RefSeq and is a predicted model, not a curated record. Bases 1 to 1443 code for a protein of 480 amino acids. Gene Ontology annotation, cellular component: membrane.